AUGGGUGACGGGCUUGAUCAGUCCAGGUGGUCUGCAGCAUGGACCGCAAAGCAGACGCCAUGGGACUCAGGUGGUAUCCCACAGCCUAGUCUUGUCAGCUUCAUGGAGGACGUCGAAGAGGGCAAGGCUCUCAGACAGGACAGCCAGCGGAAGAGGGUUCUCAUCCCUGGCUGUGGGACCGGAUACGAUGUCGAAUACUUUGCUCGCUUGGGAUUCAAAGAGGCUAGAGGAGCCGAUAUAGCUCCUGAGGCGACGCAAGCUGCCCAGGCCUGGGUGGAUUCACUAUCUCCACGCCCCGAGCGCUAUGAUCGGAUACACCUUGAGAGUAUGGAUUAUCUGGCCUUGGCCGAUGCGAGGAUAGAAGCCGAGUCGCAGUACGACCUCAUCUAUGACUACACAUUCUUUUGUGCUCUACCGCCUUCCCUGAGAGCAAAGUGGGCUAAGGCUCAUGCCAAUAAUUUGAAGGCCGGCGAGGGGAUGCUGAUCACUUUAUGCUUCCCAAUGCAAGGUGAUCGUCCAGGUGGACCACCAUACUCGGUGUCUCCGGAGCUCUACAGAGAGCACCUCCUGCCACACUUUGAUUUGCAGUACCAAGGCGUACCGCCCGGACAACCAGAGAGUCGCAAAGGCAUCGAGGCUGUCAUGUUAUGGAAGCGGAAGGUAUGA
Molecule: messenger RNA, 666 nt
Organism: Microstroma glucosiphilum
Lineage: Eukaryota; Fungi; Basidiomycota; Exobasidiomycetes; Microstromatales; Microstromataceae
Product: thiol methyltransferase 1
Exons: 2
Coding region: 1-666 (221 amino acids)
Molecular function (GO): S-adenosylmethionine-dependent methyltransferase activity
Source: RefSeq, a predicted model, not a curated record